Peromyscus eremicus (cactus mouse) is the source of this 1605-nucleotide messenger RNA. It is a transcript of the gene Ginm1, whose product is annotated as glycosylated integral membrane protein 1. Bases 58 to 1047 code for a protein of 329 amino acids. The record is from RefSeq and is a predicted model, not a curated record. NCBI's taxonomy places the organism in Eukaryota, Metazoa, Chordata, Mammalia, Rodentia, Cricetidae. The transcript is spliced from 8 exons.
CCCUCCCAUUCCUCCACGCCCUCACCUCCCGCCGCCCGGCGCCCGGUGUUGUCCAAGAUGGAGGGCACCCUAUCGGCGCCGCUGCCCGUCCGGCUGCUGCUGUUCGUGGCGCUGCCAGCCGUGGGGUGGCUGACCACCAGCGCGCCCAGGCCGCCGUCCACAGCCCCGCAGGAUGGCAUCAGAAUUAAUGUAACUACCUUGAGAGACAGUGGGGAGGUGUCUGAAGAACAGGUUGUUCUUAACAUAACCUAUGAGAAUGGACAGGUAUAUGUAAAUGACUUACCUGUAAAUAGUGGUGUAACCCGAAUAAGCUGUCAGACUUUGAUAGUGAAGAAUGAAAAUCUGGAAAAUUUGGAAGAGAAAGAAUAUUUUGGAAUUGUCACUGUAAGGAUCUUAGUUCAUGAGUGGCCUAUGACAUCUGGUUCCAGUUCACAAUUAAUUGUUAUUCAAGAAGAGGUGGUAGAGAUUGAUGGAAGACAAGCUCAACAAAAGGAUGUUACCGAAAUUGACAUUUUAGUUAAGAACCAGAGAAUACUCAGACAUUCAAACUUUUCCCUUCCUUUGGAAGAAAGCAUGCUUUAUUCUAUUUCCCAAGACAGUGACAUUUUGUUUACCCUUCCCAACUUUUCCAAAAAAGUAGGAAGCAUUAGUUCCUUGCAGACCACUAGCCAUUACCUCAUUGGGAAUGUGGAAACCACUGUGGAAGGAAAUGCUUUACCUGGCAAAUUGCCCGAGACUCCCCUCAGAGCAGAGCCUCCAUCUUCAUACAAGGUAAUGUGCCAGUGGAUGGAAAAGCUCCGGAAAGCUCUCUGUCGGUUCUGGGGCAGUGUGUUCCCAGUGUUCUUCAUGUUUCUGAACGUCAUGGUCGUCGGAGUUCUGGGAGCAACAGGAGUCAUAACCGUGUUAAAGGUGCUUUUCCCAGUUUGUGAGAACAAAGGAAUUCUUCAGGUGGAUCAAAUGAACGUUAUGCAUGUGGCACCCAUCAUCUUAUACCCAGAGGGCUCUGAGAAAACAGCAGAAAAACUCCAAGAUAAAACAUGUAUUUAAAGCCGUCUCCAACCAUGGACUCUGGAUUGCUCUAUUGUCUCCAGACUUGCCAUUUGAAUACCAUUUUAUUUAAAUCAUUAAUCAGUUUAUACAUAGAAAUUGCCAAAUUCCUAAGACUGCCUGAAAACUGACCUUUACAGUGCCAAGUUAGAGUUCACCUCGCUCCACACACGAGCUGGCUGUUCAGAAGAUGAAUUAUUAAGGGAAAAUUUAAGUGGAAAAGAAGAUGUGACUGAAAUAACCAGAAGAAAAAAACGGCGAGACAGAACACCAUGUUGCCAGCAGCUCCAGGUGCCUUUGCUGCAGAAACUAUUUGAUUACUAUUGUAAGGGUUGAUAAGAAGCACUUUAUGAAAAAUUCUACGUUAAAAGCUGAAGAACUUAACACUUUUUUUUUCUCAGUACAAUGUGCCUUUAUAUCACACACAAGACUCAGUAUGAAAUCACCGAAGUGUAUCAUGGUCUGUGUCUGUGCCAAAACUGCUUACCCUGAAUGCACCAGGACUUAAAAGUAGUAGUGACAUGUUCUCACUCUAAAAUAAACUUUUUAAAAAAAUAA